This is a messenger RNA of Anthostomella pinea, 663 nucleotides long. The record is from the annotation of a GenBank genome assembly. Lineage: Eukaryota; Fungi; Ascomycota; Sordariomycetes; Xylariales; Xylariaceae.
AUGUCAGGUCACACGGCUGCUGCAGUCGCAUCCCCGGCAGCCGGGACCAGCGCCGCAACCACCCCAGGGACGAAUGGCGGGAUCCUACCACCACCACCGCCGUGCGGCUGUUGGCCCGCGACCCUGCGGAUCGCCAACCUCUGCCAGAGCCACGCCGAGGCGGAGGCGUCGUCGAUGCGGGAGGCGGGCGCGGCCCACGGCUCCUUCCUCGCCGACGCGCUGACCAUGAGCCGCGAUCUGGUCCAGCACUGGGGCACCAUCAACGGGUGCGCGAGCUCCGAGUCGCACAUGACCCCGCAGGCACUAUGCUCCAUGGCCGACGCGAUCGACCAGGUGCUCCGCGGCCACGCCACGGCCAUCGAGGACCUGUCGCGGCGGCAUCAGCAUCAUCAUCAUCAUCACGAGGCGACACGCGGGCCGCACGCGGCGCGGACCUUUGUCGGCCGGCUGGAGCUCGACGCCGACGAGGGCGCCAUCGUCGCGCAGGAGGCGCUAAAGCACUCCCUGAUCCGCCUCGCCGCCAUGCUGCAGGACGUCGAGGAGGAGAGCGCGCUGCUCCGGUCCGAGGCCGAGCCGCACCCGCUUCGCGGCCGGGAUAUCCGGGACCUUACGACUCGGCUGUUCCGCCUGCUCGGGAGUGUGAACAGGUUGGAGACUGCUUAG